AUGGGCCGCUGCUCCGCGCUGGCUGGCGACUCCCGCCCCGCCGCCGCCUGGCUCGGCCCGCCUCACUUCCCUGCCUCCUCGCCCGCCGCCUCAUCCGUAUCUCAGGCCGAGGGGCUGGCCCCGCGGGUAGCGCUUGGGUCCCCGCCCGCCAGCCCCUCCACGCCCCGCGCCGCGAGUGUUCGCCGUGACGCCAGCAACGCAAGCAUCGGCUCAGGGGAAGGCACCGAGGAGGAUGACGAUGGCAGCAAGAAGAACCAGAAGAAAAGGGGCAUCUUCCCUAAAGUGGCCACCAACAUCCUCCGGGCCUGGCUCUUCCAACACCUCACACAUCCGUACCCCUCGGAGGACCAGAAGAAACAGCUGGCUCAGGACACGGGCCUAACCAUCCUGCAGGUCAACAACUGGUGA
Eriocheir sinensis (Chinese mitten crab) is the source of this 408-nucleotide messenger RNA. Its product is annotated as homeobox protein homothorax-like. The coding region runs from base 1 to 408 and encodes 135 amino acids. The transcript has 4 exons. Lineage: Eukaryota; Metazoa; Arthropoda; Malacostraca; Decapoda; Varunidae. The record is from RefSeq and is a predicted model, not a curated record. Gene Ontology annotation, biological process: animal organ morphogenesis; positive regulation of cell population proliferation; positive regulation of transcription by RNA polymerase II. Gene Ontology annotation, molecular function: DNA-binding transcription activator activity, RNA polymerase II-specific; RNA polymerase II cis-regulatory region sequence-specific DNA binding.